ACACGCGUCUGUUGUCAGCAACAUUUGAACGCGGCCGGACUUGAAACGAACGGCCUUGCGUCCCAAACGCCCUAAAAUGUGUGAACAUGAAUGAACGUGCCGCGGAUGACAAGCGACAAGGAACCAAGAAAACAACAGAAAAAUAGAUAAUAGUGUCGAGUUCGGAAAAGUCCGUUGAUAUAUCCCACGAAAAUAUGCGUAUUGAUAUAUUUGCAAAAGAAUAUCACCCACAAAUAAAUUAUCAAAAAAAUACAUAUAUCAAUAUUCGAUAUAUCAAGAUGUAUUCAACAUUCGAAACUCGGCGCGAAUAACAAAUCCUCCGAAUACAUCCGCAUCCAGCCGCAGCAACCUCCGCGUGUACGUGAGUGUCUAUCUGUGUGUGUUUUUUGUGUGUUCUCGCGUAUUUUUUAGCGUUUUUGUGUUUUGUUUCCCUAAAACCCGAAAUCCACCUCCCUUCCCUUCACGACUACCAAUGCAUUUCCUGUAGUUUUCUUGAUUUGCGCAAAGAAGGAACUUUUUAAUUUUUUGCUCAUUUGUUUUUAUUGUGACCAAUUUUUUUAAGUGCUGGAAAGUGCUCAAAACAAAGAAGGAAAAAACCACAAAAAGAAAAACCGAAAUAAAGGAUAAAGAGAGAAAGAGAGAAAGAAGAGAGAAGAUAAAAAAAAAUUAAGAUUCCUUCCAAUGACAAAACAGCGACAGAGGCAGAGCAGAAGCCGCUGCAGAAUUUCAUCAAUUAACGGAUUACAACACAUUUUUGGAUAGAAAAACCAACGGAACAAAGCAGCAAACAGCGUCUCAACCACCGUCUGGACAUUCACGAAAGCGCAGCCAAAAAAAUAUCCCAAAUGAAAACUAUGUAAAAAACCUACAGCACACGACACGAAAAUAGGAAUUCGAAUAACGAAAUCGAAAUCGAUAUCGAUAUCGAAAGGAUAUUCGAAGGAACCGAUCGGAUCUGCAAAGGAGGUGGAGGAGGAGGAGAUACUUUCAGCUCCAGGUGGCGGCUACGAGGCUGCAAUGGCACCAAGGCCCCCACGGGCCAUGCCGCAUGCCUCAUCGAUGACGAGGGCGUGGCAUUGAAGGAGUGCAGAGAGCGAGAGCCCUUUCGGAUGAUUCAUGAUUCAUGCGAGUGCGAGUGCAAAUGAAAUGCAACGUGGCCAAUAAUAGUAAUUAAUAAUAAUAAUAAUAAUAAAUGCAAUAGUCAUCGCAACAUUGCAACAUAAUUAACGUGGAGAGCGAAACAAAUUAAAUAUUCAACAUAAAUCGUCAGUGAAGUGCACAGUCGCCACACGUGCCACGUACCACGAAACAUUUACUUUAAUCCCCUGCCCUGAAAUACAGUGAAAACAGUGACAGAAGGAACCGAGAACCGAAAACCGAAAACGAGAACCGAACGAGAGCAACGUGGCGCAGCGCGAUACCAAAAUGACUAUGAAAUCGAUGAAGUACUCCGAUUGUGAUACCAUUAUGGAUGGCUAUAAUCCGGUGCCGCCGCCACUGCCACGACGUGUGCCACCCGUUCGCAACAUUUACGCGGAGCCCUUUGCCCAUGAACCGAACCAUUCCAGCAGAUUGGGCGGCCACCCACAACAGAUGCCACAAAGUAUGUCAACUGGCAGCAACACAAUCGGCCAUGGCGGCAUCGAUCGUGGUGGCGUCGUCAUGCCCAUGGGCGCCGGUACAAUGCCCGUCGGUGUGGGCGGCGUGGGUCAAGUGGGCGGCAGCGGCGGUGGUGGCCCCAAUGCCAACGUCGGGCCACCGGGCAGCGGCAAUGGGGGGCCCCAUUGCCAGAUAAGCGGCUCACAGCCGUUGGUCAUGCCCGGAUUCCCAUUGCGUAAUUCCCACUCAGCGCAUGCACCGCAUUAUUCGCCAUAUUCGCCAUCCAGGUUUCACAUAGAUAAGCGCUGUCAGCACCGAUGUUCCUGGAAAUGCUUGAGCAUCGCCUUAAUUUUCGUAUCCGUCGUCCUAACCGCCAUGUUGGCAUACUUUGCAGCUGUCAGCUCGAUGAAGCCGAACUUGGACAGCACUAAUUGCAUCCUAGUCCAGGACGUCAAGUCACAGCCGCACGAUCUGCGUGGCGGGCCGGGGGGGAAAGCGAACGACAAGAGCGUGGGUGGGGCCACUGCCUAUCCCACGGAGGAAUCGAUACAGACCAGCACCUCGGACCACGGCAGUAACGGACAUGGACUCAAUGGAGUGGCGGGUGGGGCCGGCGGUGGUGGGGCAACGGGCAUUCAGCAGCAGUUGCUUCUCCAGCAACAGCAGCCUCACUCGAUCAACCAACCGCUGACGCCGAUGGACGCGACCAACACCCAGCUGCAGGACCAUCAACUGACCUACGGAGGCGGCAUCGGCAACGGCAUGGUUAUGGGCCCGGGCUCCCUUAACGGACAGCAGCACAACAUGCUGCUGGCCCAAGCGGGCGGCAGCGGGAUGCACCACCACCAGGCGCUGCAGCCACAGCUUGGAGGAGGACAGUGGCCGCAGGUCGUCGAGCUGAAGGAGUUUAACGAGGUGUACCACGCGAAUAUACCAGCCUACCAGUUUUGGACUUUGGAGUUCCGGAACAAGCAUCCAGCCUUCAUUCGCUUCAACUUCACGCUGCCGUGGGGCGCCCACUUUGCCGUAUACUCGCGCCGAAACGUGGCGCCGUCGGUCACGCAGCACGACUUUGUGGAGUUCAUCAAGGGAGGACGUCUGGACAGCCACCUGCGGCACCGUCGUAGCCCGGGCAAUGCCUCGUCGAUCGCCGGAAAGGACUGGGACGCAGUGUACCUCGACGAGCAGCAGCAGCACCUCCAAGAACGAUUCACGCCACGACCAAAUCUACAGUUCAGCUACGAAGAGCAGGAUGCAAGCAGGAUGGUGGAUGCAAGCAAAGACGAACCAGACGCCGACUCCGACUCCGACCCCGACUCUGGCGAAUUCUUCGAUGUCGAAACGCCCCUGGAUACGGCAAAGCACCUCCAGCGACAGAUCCACUUCCAGCAGCAAAAUCCACAGUACGCACAGCAUGAAGUCAAGAAGCGCUCGGCGGUAGAUGGCGGCGGCCUGCCCGCCCUCGACAUGGACGCGAUGACGGUGAACGUAUCGCUGCUGCAGUAUCUCGACACAGGCCUCUGGUUUAUCUCCGUCUACAACGACGAGCUGGUGGCCCACUCCGUCUCGCUGUUGGCCGAGGAGGCCGAGGGCGUCAGCACCACCUGCCCCAACGACUGUUCCGGUCGCGGAAGUUGCUACCUGGGAAAGUGUGACUGUAUUGAUGGCUACCAAGGCGUCGACUGUUCUAAAAGCGUUUGUCCGGUGUUGUGCUCGGCGCAUGGCCACUACGGCGGCGGAGUCUGCCACUGCGAGGACGGCUGGAAGGGGGCCGAGUGCGACAUUCCGGUGGGCGAGUGCGAGGUCCCCAACUGCUCCAGCCACGGACGGUGCAUUGAGGGCGAGUGCCAUUGCGAGCGCGGCUGGAAGGGACCGUAUUGCGAUCAACACGACUGCCUUGAUCCGCUGUGCUCGGGGCACGGCACCUGUGUCGCCGGACAGUGCUACUGUAAGGCCGGUUGGCAGGGCGAGGACUGUGGCACGAUUGAUCAGCAGGUGUACCAGUGCCUGCCCGGCUGCUCGGAGCACGGAACCUACGACCUGGAGACGGGCCAGUGUGUGUGUGAGCGCCACUGGACUGGACCGGACUGUUCGCAAGCUGUUUGCAGUCUCGACUGCGGGAGGAACGGAGUGUGCGAGUCCGGUAAGUGCCGCUGCAACAGUGGAUGGACGGGCAACCUUUGCGAUCAGCUGCCCUGCGACGCUCGAUGCUCUGAGCACGGCCAAUGCAAGAACGGAACGUGCGUCUGUUCCCAGGGAUGGAAUGGCAGGCACUGCACCCUGCCUGGUUGCGAGAACGGCUGCUCUCGGCAUGGACAGUGCAGCCUGGAGAACGGCGAGUACCGAUGCGACUGCAUUGAAGGCUGGGCUGGCAGUGACUGUUCGAUAGCCUUGGAACUCAACUGCAAGGACAACAUUGACAACGAUGGCGAUGGGAUGACUGACUGCUCUGAUAGCGAGUGCUGCUCGCAUCCGGCCUGCUCGGAGCACAUCAUGUGCCUGUCCUCGAACGAUCCCGUUGAGGUGCUGCUGCGGAAGCAGCCGCCCUCGGUGACGGCCUCGUUCUACCAGCGCGUCAAGUUCCUGAUCGAGGAGAACUCUGUCCAGUCGUACGCCCACAUGGAUGAAUACAGCGAAAAUCGCGUGUCUGUGAUGCGAGGACAGGUGAUCACUCCUCAGGGACUUGGCAUCGUCGGCAUUCGUGUCUCUGUAGAUCGAGACUCACGCUUCGGGUUCACCCUCACCCGCCAAGGAGGCUGGUUUGAUGUUCUCGUGAAUGGCGGGGGAGCGGUCACCCUACAGUUCCAGCGAUCGCCGUUCCGCCCUUUGACGCGCACCGUGUUUGUGCCCUGGAACCGCAUCGUAGUUUUGCCGCCCGUCCAGAUGCAAUUGAGCGAUGACGACGAGACCACCAGUCGCAACAUAAAGGUGGCGCCCCUGAAUCCGGCCUUGACGUUCCUAAAUUCCAUACACUACCACACGGCGGAUGAGGCUAAUGAUGCCAGUAAGGUGUGCAUGGACCACGACCACGAGAAAUUGAGACCACAGCUGAUCAGCACCUGGAUGCCGAAUGGCGUGGGCGCCAUGCCCGGCAAGCGGGUUAUCUUUGCCGAGACUCAGAUUGUCCAGGAGUCCAUACAGAUACCCGGCUCGGACCUGCACCUCACCUACCAGUCGUCGCAAGCCUCGGGCUACCUGAGCAUCGUCCGCAUGCGGCUAACCUCGGAGACGAUACCCAAGACCCUGACCCAUGUUCACGUGGGUGUGGAGAUCGAGGGGGCGCUGCACGUGAAGACGUACGAAGCGGAUCCGAAUCUAAUCCACACGUUUGCCUGGAAUAAGCGCAACGUGUACCGACAAAAGGUGUACGGCGUGACGAUCGCCCGGAUAUCGGUGGGCUACCAGCACACCACCUGCCAGACGCCCGUCUGGAUUACCCAGACGGCUAAGCUGCAGGGCUACGACGUAGACAUCUCGGACAUUGGCGGCUGGGGGCUGGACAUCCACCAUCAUUACAAUUUCCACGAGGGGAUCCUGCAGAAGGGCGACGGCAGCACCCUGCACAUGAAGGAGUACCCGCGUACCGUAAAGGUGGUGAUGGGCACCGGCCUGCAGCGGCCACUCAACUGUCCAGACUACUGCAAUGGGGUGGCUAAGGACGCCAAGUUGCUGACUCCCAUCGCUCUGGCCACCGGCCCCGACGGCAGUCUCUACGUGGGCGAUUUCAACCUGGUCCGCCGCAUCACGCCCGAUGGCAAGGUGUUCACCAUCCUUCAGCUGAGCGCCACCCAGGUCUCGUACCAGUACUACCUGGCCGUGUCGCCCGCCGACGGUCACCUGUAUAUCUCCGACCCAGAGCGCCACCAGAUCCUGCGUCUCCUGCGCCUCGAGAAAGUUAAGGACCCGAGCAUCAACAGCGACCCGGUGGUAGGCAGCGGUCAGCGGUGCAUCCCCGGUGACGAGGGCAACUGCGGUGACAACGGGCCAGCCUUACUGGCGCGACUCUCACACCCCAAGGGACUGGCCAUUGCCGCGGACCGCACCAUGUACAUCGCGGACGGAACCAACAUCCGGGCCGUCGACUCCAAGGGCAUCAUCCACACGCUGAUCGGCCACCAUGGCCAUCACAACCACUGGAGCCCCGCGCCCUGCACCGGCACCCUUAUGGCCAACCAGGCGCAGCUGCAGUGGCCCACUGGCCUGGCCCUCAGCCCCCUGGAUGGCUCGCUGCACUUCAUCGACGACCGCCUCGUACUGCGCCUCACUUCGGACAUGAAGAUACGCGUCGUAGCUGGCACCCCACUGCACUGCAGUAACAACGGACAGGACAGCCGCGUGAACAAAACGAUCACCGACAACGUCUUAGGCACCGUGUUGGCCAUGGCUUUCUCGCCUUUCGGCGAUCUCUACAUAGCGGACAGCGACUCGCGACGCAUCAACUCCAUUCGAGUGGUAGACACGGCUGGAAACAUGAGAUACUUUGCCGGCAAGCAGGAGGGCACUGGCUCCCAGACCUGCGAGUGCGGCAUUGGAACGGGCAGCAACGGCAGCUCGGCCUCGGCUGGACUAGGCGGGGCCAGUGCUGGCGCCUACUCUACGACCGUGAACCCGACACGCAAUAGUGGCGGAACCACCCCAACGACCCCGGCGGGCGGAAACGGAAACAAUGGCAGCGCCUCUGCCUCCGCCACGGUCGCCACGGGCAACGGCAGCUCCGCAGCCUGUAUCUGUCCUGGUGGCCUCGGCAUCGGCACGCUCUCCACCUCUGGCUCUGGCUCAGGUUCGGGCUCCGGCUCCGGCUCGGGCACCGGUAAUGGUGGCGGUACUCUGGCCAGCAUCGUCGGCGGUGGCAGCCUCAUGUCCACCGGCCCCACCACUACCACCACCGUGCUCCUGGGGGCGAAGACCACCGCCUCAGGCAUCGGCAGCGGAGCGACCCUCAACGACGACGGAACCCUGAGCAAUGCGGAGACCCUGCUCUCAUCGAACGCACGUUUCCAGGCUAUCUCGGCCAUCGCCGUGGCUCAGGACGGAGUCAUCAAUGUGGCAGAUCAAGGAUCCUUGCACGUUUUGGCCUUGGAGCAUUAUCUGCCGUCGCACGACGAAAACGGAGAGUUUCACAUUCCCUUCCCGCCGUCGAGCGAGAUUUAUGUAUUCAAUAGGUACGGUCAGCAUGUAGCCACCAAGGACCUGACCUCGGCCAAGACGCGCUACAGCUUCCUGUAUUCGAAGAACACGAGCUUUGGGCGGUUGUCCACGGUCACGGACGCGUCGGGCAACAAAAUUCAGUUCCUGCGCGACUACAGCAAUGUAGUGAGCUCCAUUGAGAACACGCAAGACCACAAGUCGGAGAUCCAGAUCAACGGCAUCGGCAUCAUGACCAAGCUGAGCGAGAAGGGGCGCCAGGAGAUCGAGUUGGACUACGACAGCAACACAGGUCUGCUUAACUCGCGCUCCUCCGGCGGCGAGACGUAUAUCUACCAGUACGACGAGUUCGGACGCGUCACUGGCAUGAUCCUGCCCAGCGGCGAGAUCGUGCGCAUCACCUCGCAGCUGGCGGACAACAAGGGACUAACCAUCUACGUGCACGCCUCCGUAGAGUCACUCUUCUCGCGCGAGCGCGUUGUCGGCGUGGAUGCUAACGAGCUGCUAGUCCUCGGCGGCGUCCGAUCUACCUUUCUGAAGCGCGGCCUGGCCCAUGCCGACGCAGAACUGAAGGCCAACAACACCCUGGUCAUCCACGGAUCAAACGGAGUGGUGGUCGAGGCCUCUGCGGUGGCCCGGCACCCGCUACUUGAGGCCGCCCUGCCCGUGGAAGCAGAGAUGCUGGCCAUGUGGUCGCACCAGAGCGUCACCAUGGGUGACGGCCUCACCAACUCGAUGUAUUCGGUCUACAACCUAGUCGGCGAUGUGCGCAAUCCCCAGCAGACACUCAACCGCGAGAUCUGGGUGAACCAGUCGCGAGUUAUCGGAGUAGAGUUCGACCAGUUCACCAACCGCGAGACCUUCUACGACGGCAGACGCACCCCCAUCCUAAUCGUGGCCUACGACCAGUCCGGACUGCCCAAGUCCUACUAUCCCACAAACGGCUAUCCGGUGAACAUCACCUACGACCGGUUCAACCGCGUCGAAGGCUGGGCCUGGGGCCCCGCGGAGCUUAAGUACAGCUACGACAGGCAUGGCCUACUUUCGGAGAUCACCUCGCAGCAGGACGGUAUCAUAUCGUUCGUGUACAACGACUGGAACCUUGUCUCCGAGAUCGGGCUGGCCAGCCAGCGCAAGUUCGUGCUGCAGUACGACGACGCGGGCGGGCUCCGACACGUGGUCUUGCCCUCAGGUACCCGCCACAGCUUUAGCAUGCAGACCUCCAUUGGCUUCAUCCGCUGCACAUACACGCCGCCGGGAAGCACCCGCGCCUACCUCCAGCACUACAGCCACGCUGGGGCCCUGCUUCAGACCAUCCUUCCAGGGGACGGUGCGCGCAUCGUCUAUCGCUACAAUGCGGCAGGCCAGCUCACAGAGGUGGUCCACGGGGACGGUCGUAGCGAGUUUCAGUACAACGAGGCCAGCGGCAUGCCCAGCACGGUGUCGCACGCGGAGCGGGAGCUAGAGUAUCGGUGGGACUUCGAGUACGCUGCUGGCCUCCUCACCGAGGAGCGCAUCGACUACGUGGCCAAGACAGGGCUGAGCAACGCAAAGUUCAGCUAUGAGUACGACAGCCAGCUGCGGGUGGUGGCCCUGCAAGGACGCAUCGGGGGCCAGAGCCUGCCGACGCAGGCAUUUGCCUACGAUCCACGUACCGGACAACCCAGCCUCAUCGGGCAGUUCAAGUUCACGCGGCCCGCCCUAAACCAGACGCAGCUGCACGACGGAACGGCCAGCUUCACGCGGACCGUGGAUGGACGUUUCCAGACACAGCGCAUGGCCUUGGCCAUACAUCGUCUGGAGGUAUUUCGCAUGGAGUUCUCGUACGGUGUGCACGGACGCAUCUCGCAGACGCGCACCUACACCCGGAACAUGGCCGUGAAUAGCUACACAAAUGUGAAGAACUACACAUGGGACUGUGACGGGCAGCUGGUGGGUGUGGAGGCGCAGGAGCCGUGGGGCUUCCGAUAUGACGAUAACGGCAAUUUGCUCUCGCUCACCUACCGCGGCAACACCAUCCCGAUGGAGUACAACGCCCAGGACCGCAUCGUGAAGUUCGGAGAGGGCCAGUACAAGUACGAUGCCCGGGGUCUGGUGGCUCAGAAUGCGCGGGAGGAGCGAUUCCAUUACAACACGCAGGGCCUGCUGGUGCGCGCCUCAAAGCGGGGCCGCUUCGACGUUCGCUAUUACUACGACCAUCUCAAGCGGCUCACCACUCGGAAGGACAACUUUGGAAACGUGACCCAGUUCUUCUACACGAACCAGCAGCGGCCCUACGAGGUCUCCCAGAUCUACUCGCCCCGCGACGGCAAGCUGAUGUCGCUUACCUACGACGACGUAGGCCACCUGAUAUACGCGCAGGUGUAUCGCCACAAAUACUACGUGGCCACGGACCAGAGCGGCACGCCCCUGAUGCUCUUUAACCAGUACGGCGAAGGAAUCCGCGAGAUCAUGCGCUCGCCCUUCGGCCACAUCGUCUACGAUUCGAACCCGUAUCUAUAUCUCCCGAUCGAUUUCUGCGGCGGAAUCCUGGACCAGGUGACCACCCUGGUGCACAUGGGCGACGGCCGGGUCUACGAUCCGCUGAUUGGCCAGUGGAUGUCGCCGGACUGGCAGCGCGUGGCCGAGCGCAUCAUCACGCCCACGCGGCUCCAUCUGUACCGCUUCAAUGGCAACGAUCCCAUCAAUGUGGGCCACGAGCGCCACUACCCACAGGACUUUUCCAGCUGGAUGCAAACCCUUGGCUACAAUGUGGGCAACCUGGUGCCGCAGCUGGCCCGCGACCUCUGGCAGCCGCCGGCUCUCUGGGGACGUCCGCCCGCUAACCCCAUUGCCCUGAACAUGCGCCGCCCCUUCGACAAUAUCCCAACAAUGGCCGUCGAAAGCGGCUUCCUCGCCCACCUCAAUGUGCGCCGGAUGUCCGACUUCGAGCAGCUCUCGGCCCCACCGCGAUCCGCCCUCAAGUGCGACGUUAUGGACCCUUCUCCGCGCAUCAUCGGCUCCGACACGGAACCGCCCUUCGGCAAGGGCAUCGUCGUCUCCCGGACGGCGGACGGGCAGGCCAUCGUGUCCAGCGUACCGGCGGCCAAUGCGAUCUAUCGGGAUGUGUACACGAGCGUGUUCAACCGUUCGAAGCUUCUGCCCUUCACCUUUGUGGUGCACAACGCUCAGCAGGACUCGUUCUUCUUCGUCAAAGAGGAUGCGUGGCGGGCCAGCGAGGACCGGCAGCAGCUCAAGAGACUGCAGGGGCAGGUGAACACCACCUUCCACGAAAUCACGCGCGAGGCUGCACCGGCCGGGUCGGCUGGGUCCAGUGGCUCCGGUGGCUCCUCAUCGUCGGUGGUCUCCACUGCCGGCUCCUCGGGCGGCAACUAUCUCGACGUGAAGAUCCAUGGAGCUCAUGCCAUCAUCAAUUUGCGGUACGGCACCACCGUCGCCAAGGAGCAGCAGCGCCUUAUGCACCACGCCAAGCUCACUGCUGUCCGUAAGGCCUGGCACCGCGAGAAGGAGGCCCUGCGCAGCGGUCUGACCACCGCCCUAGAGUGGACCCAGCAGGAGAGCGAUGAGAUCCUCAAGCAGAGCUAUGCCAACAACUACGAGGGUGAGUACAUCCACGACGUGGCCCUCUACCCGGAGCUCGCCGAGGAUCCGUACAACAUCAAGUUCGUGAAGAAAAAGGGCGCCACCGGCGGCGCCGCCGGAGUGCCCAAUACACGGCGCAGACGCCGGCGUUCCCCGGACCGCGGCAGGGAAAUCGAAAUCGACGAGGAUGCGACGGCCGAGGAGGCCGUUGCCUGUUAGCUCUUGGACGAUGCCCGAUCUCGGAGAUGCGAUCCACCAAGCAGCUCUACUAAGAAGAAAGAGUGCCGUCAACAGGCGCAGGAAACAUAAUUAUUUAUAUAUAUAUAUAGGACUAAAUGUAUGUUAUCAAAUAAUUUUUUGAUGUCAAGGAACAUAUACAUACAUAUAUACAUGCAUACAUAGUAUAUGUACGGAUUUUUUUUUGUAUUAUUAGGAACUAGAAAAGUGCGACAGAAAAUGCAUACAUGUAAUUAGGGACUCGAGUCCCAAACAGACGUCUGCUCAUGGCAGAUAGAUACAUAAUCCGUAGUAGAGGUAUACCCGUACUCGUCUAUGUGUGUGUCAUCGGCUAUAGCUAAACAGAUACAAAUACAGAUACAGCUAAUGAUACCGAUACACCGGUACCGAUGAAGUUAUAGAUACUAAAUAGAAGCAUAGAUAUACAUACAUACAUAUAUGCAAUACAUUUAUAUAGCAUAGUGCAGUAGUCAUAUAAACCCAGAACAACAACAGCAACAAACAAACAAAAUCUAACCACACAAACAUAACCUUAUCCAUAUGUACAUGCAAACCCACAAACAAUAAGGCGUGGUAAGGGGCGUCAGAUGAUUGGGUAAUAGUAAAAGAGUAAGAGAGUAAAAAAGUAAAAGAGUAGAAAAGUAGAAACAGGGAAUACAGGGGAAUGCAGUAGGCAAGGAGGGAAUCUUUUUUUUCGUGGUACUCGAGCUUUUUGAGACUGGCAUAGUUUUAAACACAUAACAAAGUGCGCGGACACGAACAAAGACACUCGGACAGGCAGACGGACACCCGAUGGACUGGGCUGGGCGGAAAAACCCAGCAAGAUUUAGCCAGCCAGCACAGCACACUGUACCAUCAGCCAUAGUAAAUGUAUAUAGGAAGUAUAUGGCAAUGGGAAUGGAUAUUAUGUAUGAGAAUCGUAAUAGAAUGAAACAUAAAUGGAACCCUGGCCCUGGCCCGCCGUCUAGACCACAUUAUCACAUAAAAUAUUACAUUUGGCAAACCAAUUGAGGGCCUGUUUUGGGAGAUUUUUGCUUAGCGAAAGCUUUCUCUCAUUUGCUUUGCACAGUGUAACAGCUUCAGAACAAAAAUAAAAUGCAUUCGAAAAAAAAAUGUAACAACAAAAAUUAAUUAUUAAAAAAAAAAGGAGCAACAAAA
This is a messenger RNA of Drosophila obscura, 11721 nucleotides long. It is a transcript of the gene Ten-a, whose product is annotated as teneurin-a. The transcript is spliced from 16 exons. Lineage: Eukaryota; Metazoa; Arthropoda; Insecta; Diptera; Drosophilidae. The record is from RefSeq and is a predicted model, not a curated record. Bases 1426 to 10545 code for a protein of 3039 amino acids. Gene Ontology annotation, biological process: motor neuron axon guidance.